Molecule: messenger RNA, 564 nt
Organism: Acaulospora colombiana
Lineage: Eukaryota; Fungi; Glomeromycota; Glomeromycetes; Diversisporales; Acaulosporaceae
Source: the annotation of a GenBank genome assembly
GAAUCCGAUGAAGACAUCGCAUGUGUCGUUAAAGAAAUUUUAAACGUUUUGAAAGAUGUUUGGAAUAAUCCGGCGUUCAAUUCUGAUCUCACAAGAUCCGUAAAUGAAGGAACAUACCAAUCAACCGUCAUUGUAACUACAAUUCAGGCUGUUUUAAAAAAUCUUCCUACUAAAAGCCCAUUUUUUGUUAGUACAUCAGAAAAGCAAAGCAUUGCCAGUGCGAAUAGAAAAGGAGGAAAUAAGGGAAGAUGCCCGGAUAUUAUGUUCCUGGGAAAUUAUCUCGAAACGAUCUUUGAACUUAUGUAUAUCGAAUGUUCCCGCUUAUUUUGUACCCCACAAAAAAAGACGGAUGAUGAGAUAAAAUUGUGGCGGGAGGCAAAUGAUGGUCUUUGUUGGGUACGUCAGAGUCUCAACCCCGCUAAAGAACAGUUUGGUAUUGUAGGGAUACAAGUAGCGGGAAAUAUAUUACACUUGAACGCUCUUGUUCGGGAUAAAGUCAAUAUACCCAGAUAUUAUCAUCUUCAAUCUGUUGAAAUUCCUGUACAAUUAUCGGAUGAUAGAGUC